Molecule: messenger RNA, 756 nt
Organism: Ruditapes philippinarum (Manila clam)
Lineage: Eukaryota; Metazoa; Mollusca; Bivalvia; Venerida; Veneridae
Product: tenascin-like
Source: RefSeq, a predicted model, not a curated record
GGCACAUGUUUUCAUUAUUUAAGUGAACCACCUACUUUCCUUAUCAGCAAGCGAAAUUGUUAAACGCUGCUAAGUUAGCCGUCCAAAAUAAACAUGAACAUCGUGAUUUUGCUGGCUGUAAUAAGUGUAUGUGACAGUUUCCUGUUAGAUGCCAAGUGUCCACAUUGUAACUGGAACGGGAUAUGUAACACACGCAGUGGUCUGUGUAAUUGUUAUGAAGGAUACAAUGGUGUAGAUUGUAGUGUAGACUGCGGUUGUCAUGGUCACGGAAUAUGCAUGCAAGAUAAUACAUGCAAAUGUGACCGGGGCUGGAUGUGGUCUAAGACGCAACAUAGAUGUGUCUGGGAUUGUAAUUGUCCGAAUGACGUACAGUGUAUUGGACCUGGUGUAUGUGGAUGUGCACAUACGUGUAAAUACGGCACGUGCUGGAAUGGACAAUGUGAAUGUUGGGAGGGUUAUAAAGGAAUUACAUGUGACACAUUUGAUAAAACCAUGAUGAUGAAUAGAAACAUUUCCGUUGGAAUGAAUCUUGGAGGUCUUUCAUACUGGUCACCGGAACUGAAAUUUGUUGACGUUGCAAAACAGUCUCAAGAAUGGAUUACAGAACAUCACACCACGCAUCAAUGGGACACGCACGAGCAUGACACAAUCACGUGGCGCGACGACGGAUAUCCGGCCAGUCUACCGAAUGAUAUGUUAGUUGGAAAAUUAGUUCUUCGAGCAAGCGCAGGGAUACACGGUCCGCAGGGGAACUUU